Molecule: messenger RNA, 516 nt
Organism: Funneliformis mosseae
Lineage: Eukaryota; Fungi; Glomeromycota; Glomeromycetes; Glomerales; Glomeraceae
Source: the annotation of a GenBank genome assembly
AUGAAUGAUCACGAAGAUGAUGAUGUUCGAGGAUAUCCUUUUGGAUUGUUGGAUUAUUUCUCUGAUGAUUGUCCUUCAACAGGAAAUCCAUUACUUCUUUUAAGUGACUAUCAGAAAAAUAUUAAAAAUGCUAGAUCAAAUGAAUGGAAAGCUUCCUUAAUGAUUCGCAAGCUUAGCAAGGACGAUACUUUUUUUCCCGUUGCUGAACCAAGAAUUAAUUUAUUUGGUCAUUUGGAAAGAGUACCUGAUGAUGAAGUUGCAGAUGCACAAAAAUGCUUUUUAGCAAAACAUCCAAGGGCCCGUUUUUGGAUCCCUGGUGUAGGUCACGAAUUCUAUUUCUAUAGAUUUAUCGUACACAAUAUUUAUUUUGUUGGUGGAUUUGGUAAUAAACAUUAUAUCGGUUAUAUUAAUAAUGAAUUAUAUCACAAAGUUAAACCCGAAAGCAAUCAUCAUACUCAUCAUUGUGGUAGGAAAGUUGAGAAAGAUUAUAGUUUGGUGAAUAUGCAAUAUUAUUAA